This is a messenger RNA of Insectozyma verbasci, 2280 nucleotides long. The record is from the annotation of a GenBank genome assembly. Lineage: Eukaryota; Fungi; Ascomycota; Pichiomycetes; Serinales; Debaryomycetaceae.
AUGUCAUUGGCUCCUACAUUUAACAAUAAUAACUAUACUAAGGAUGUCUAUAAUAAUAGUAGUGAUAAUCAAAGUUCAAGUAGUGGUAAUGGUAAAUCAAAUAGUCCUGGACGACUAAUAAAGACAAAUUUUCCAUCUCUAAAUAAACCAAUUAUAAGACCAAGACAACCAUUAAGAGAAACAAAUUCAAACUUGCCAUCACCUAGAAAAAGACAAAAAUUGAAUAAUUAUGGAAAAAAAACACCAAAAUCAAAGAAAAAUUAUCAUCAAUCAAAUUAUCAAAAAACUUAUUCACCACCAUCAUCCAAUCAACCAAAUUCAAAUAAUAAACGUGUAAUUGUGGAAACUAAACCAAAUCCUCAUGAUUAUUUAAUACUAGAGAUGGAAAAUGAACAACCUGAAGUAAUUUCAAUUAGUGACGAGAGUAAAGAAGAUUCAACAUUUAUUGAAAGUCAAGAAAAUCAAGAAGCUUUUGAAAUUAGUGAUGAAGAAGAUGAUGUAAUACUAGUGGAAGAAAAAGAUAAAAAGAAGUUGAUUAAAGAUGUGCAUAAUAAUCAACAUGGUAAUAAUGAGGAGGUUAAAAAUAUAAUAGAAGAUCAAGUUGGUAAAUAUGAUGAAAUUUUACAGCAUGAGAAAUCUAAUGAGAUUGUACCACAUAAUACUGAUGAAAUUCAUAUCUCCAAGAUAGUUCAAAGCAAUCCUUUUCUAGAUAAUGCAAUUGAUAAUACAUCAAAAGUAAAUCCGAUGAGCAUGGCCAAAAUAAAUCAAAUUGAUGAAAUUAAAAAUCAAAUGGUGAUACGAUCUGAAAAGAAAGAAAAUGAUAAUUUCAAAAUUGACCAAUUGAAGUUUUAUCACGACAAGGAAUAUCAUAAUGAACUCAAAAAACAAGUGCUAGAAAAGAAUAGAAUUUCCAAACCAAAGCAAGUAGAGGAAAAGAAACGAAUUUUAGUUGAUUCAACAAAUACCAAAAAGAAACAAGAGGCUCAAAAGAACCUUGGAAGAUUAUCUGGAGAUGAAUUAUAUAAUUGGCAACAAUCAUGGAGAAAAAUAAUGAAAGAAUCAGUUGUAUAUUUUGAAGGUGUGCAGGAUAAACAAGUAAAUGAAUAUAGAAAAGCAGCAAGACUAUUAAAAGUAGUUGGAUGUAAUAUUGUUCCUUUUUUUAAUGGAGAUGUUACUAUAAUUGUAUCAAAAAGAUCAUUUGAUGAUAAAAUUGAUUAUCCAAUGCAUGAUAUUUUCUCAAAUGUUUCAAAACUGAAAAUCAAAGUAUGGAAUUAUGACAAAGUUUUUAGAUUCUUGAAGAAUUUAGGUAUAAAUGUUCAAACUGGUGAAGAUGAACAAGCAGUUAAUACUCAUACAAUUUUACCAAAUUCAUUAAGUACUAAUAAUAAUUUAUUGAAUUUAUUAAAAGAAGAAAAAAUUUAUGGUUCUGCAGAUCGUGAUCCAAAUGCAAAACGUGAUGAUUUACAUUAUUUGAGUAAAAAUUAUUUAUAUGUAUAUGAUUUAAAUCAAUUAGUUAGACCAAUUGCAAUUAGAGAAUGGAAUGAUGGUGAAUAUCCAGUAUUAAAUUAUACAUUAGAUGGUAAAUGUCCAUUUAUACCCGAUUCAAGUGAUCCAAACACUGAAAGGAAAAGAUUAAAAAGGUUGAAAAAAUUUGAAGCUACAAAAUCACAUCGUCAAGCAUUAAGAUUAGCUACUUUUAAACUAAUUAAUGGUGUUUCAAUGAUUAGUAUUCAUUUUCAAGGUACCAGUACAAGUACCGAUAAAAUCGAAGAAGAAGAUGUAAUUGAAAUUUCAAAUAAUACAACUACAAAAAUAACAGAUACAACUGAAUUUAGACAACCAUUAAUUAGAAAUUCAUCAUGUAUACAAUCAAAAGUCAAUGAUGUUAUGGCUUCAGGUUAUAAUGGUGCUUCAAAUGCACAAACUUUGUCAAUAGACUCUAAUUUAAAUAGUAAUGCAAUUGCAGCUGGAAAUGGUUUAGGUCCACAAGUGUCACAAGUUCCAUCUAAAAAUUUAAAUAAUCUUAAAAGAAGGAUAUUUUUGAAAAAGAAAUCAUCUGAACAACAAAAUCAACCAACUAAAAGAGAAAAAGAUUAUCAACCUGGUUAUUGUGAAAAUUGUAGAACAAAAUAUGAUAAUUUUAAUGAUCAUAUACAAAGUAAUAGGCAUAGAAAUUUUGCAUGUGAUGAUAAAAAUUUCAAAGAUAUUGAUGAUUUAAUAACUACAUUAAAAGAGAAUAAAUCAUUGGGUAAUGCUAUAUCUAAUGGUGAUUCAAUAUAG